UACCAGAUUGGGAACACUUGUAUAACGUGUGGCUGGAGACCAACUGCCCAGUGAUAAGCUACACCUGUAGCGGGAAACCCCAUUUUAAUUGCUCCUAUGCGACGUCAGUGACUCCAGUCCUUUAAAAGUAAAGGCUGUGGCUUUUGCGCACAGGUGUGGACAGAAAUGAAGUAAUAAAAUGUUAAAACGACGACAACAAAACACGAUCUGCGCAGAAUUAUGGACGAAUAUGUAGAUGUCUCCCUCUCUCCGCAGUGGUGAUGCUUGUUGCUUGUUUAGUUGCUGGGAAGCAGUCGUCAAGCUCCUCCUCCGGACUUUUCGUGGCUGUAAAAUAAACGCACCCAUUGUGCGCCAAUGGAAAGGUGGACCAACAGGUAGGCAUCCUCUAGCUGUGCCUCUCGGCUCCGUCGGUGCGUUAUAGGGAAACAAGUGGACCGACCAGACCUUGCGCUUUCCAGGAAUUGGACCUGAGGCACAACUUCGCCCAGUGUGUUUCGUUUUUCUGUAAUUGUCUGACACAGUUUCUUUUGAGAGAAGACGUUCUUCUGGCUGGGAAACACCACACAGCGCUGGUUUGAAAGAUUUUCUGCUUAAUUAACUGGAGGUCUAUUAUUGAAAAAAAAAACACACCUUUGUGAUAAAAGAAGCGGGGAAAUCUCAAAGUGGAUGCAAUGUUGAAGCUGCCAUUUUGUUUUGACCAUUAAGCUUUGCUCCUCUGGGAUAAAAAAAGCACACACUGAUCACACACAGCUGAUCAGAAGUGGUCAGACGCUGUCUGACCUAGACCCCCUGUAGGAGGACAUGGAGGUCCUGCGGCGGUCGUCUGUCUUUGCUGCAGAGGUCCUGGACGUGUUUGACCGAUCGUUGACUGAGAAGGAGCUGGUGUCCCAGUCCAAAGCCUUGUGCAGAGACUACAUCCUGUCCAGACUCAACCAGAGUGGGCUGGGAUGGUCUAAAACUGAGCUCAGUCUCUCUCCCUCAAGUGCAAUGCUUGCUGAGGUGUCUUUGGUGCUUCUCUGCCUAGGUGAUGAGCUGGAGUGUAUACAGCCCAGUUUGUACAGGAAUGUGGCACGGCAGCUCAACAUCUCGGUUGCCAUGGAGAACAUGGUUUCAGAUGCCUUCAUCGGCGUUGCAACAGAGAUCUUUUCAACAGGUAUAACAUGGGGGAAGGUGGUGUCCAUGUAUGCAGUAGCUGGAGCCCUGGCAGUGGAUUGUGUCAGACAAGGCCAUCCAACCAUAGUUCACAUUUUAGUGGACAGUCUGGGCCACUUUGUCCGCAAGUUCCUGGCUCCCUGGCUGAAGAGACGGGGAGGAUGGGCAGAGAUCACAAAAUGUGUGGUGAAAAGGGACCUCACCCCAGAACACCACUGGCUGUCCUCGAUCAUGGAGUCCCUGAAGUACUUCCUCACUGCGGUCUAUGUUUACAUCAUGAAGGAGCCAUGAGCGGCUAAGACAGAGAGCAUGGAGUCCUCCUGAUAAAAGACUUCACUCUCAGACUUGUCAGUAAAGAAAAGAUGGAGCGGAGAUGGUCACUGUGCCUGAGGAUGACUGGGCCUGCCAGCAGGCAUCAGUCGGUGGCUGAAUGGACAUUAACAAGUGUUUAUCAGUAUCAUGUCUGUGUUGUCUCAGCAUCAGAGGAGUCUAAGUGAUUACCCAUCAUCCAAAGAGUAGUCACCGUGAUAUUUAGGAGGGCGAAUGGCAAUAGAACAAGCAUGCAUCACUCCACCUCUUCUACAUAUUUUGCCACUGUUUACACCAGUGCAGUAAACCAGGCUUCUCCAGUGUUGUAACUGUAAUGUGUGAUCAGGUCCAGUGUGUCUCAGAGUGAUGGAGGUGGAAGCCACGUGUGUGGUAGAACUUGAUGCUCAGCUGGCUGGGUUUUUUUGACUGAUGUUAAAGUGGAGGUGUUUCAGUCAGCAGUGAGUUUACACCUGUGAGCACUGUCGGGUGGUAUCAACUGCUUGCACUUCAUGAGUUUAAUCUAAACUAUUGUACUUCACCAAAGCACUAAUAUAAUCCAGAAUGUUUUGAAAACCUGCUCCUGCACUUCCAUAUAUGAUUGAAACACUGGGUCCCAGUGGGCCCAGUUUUGGCCAAAGAAUGCAGGGGCAGAGGAAUGGUACAUACAGACUUGUGCACAUUUUGGUGACAUUGAUUUCCUUUUUAAUCUGUAAAUAGUUCAAUUUUAUUUUUGUAUCUCCACUAUGUCCACUGCAGUAUAAAGAGAGUCCUUACAACAGCUUUUCAGAUUGUUUGAUGUCAUCACUUUCACAGUGUUAAUUUAUAAAUGUGUCAAUGUUUUUUUUUUUUAAAUCCACAAUAAACU
Monopterus albus (swamp eel) is the source of this 2326-nucleotide messenger RNA. RefSeq names its product bcl-2-related ovarian killer protein homolog A-like. Gene Ontology annotation, cellular component: mitochondrial outer membrane. The transcript is spliced from 5 exons. NCBI's taxonomy places the organism in Eukaryota, Metazoa, Chordata, Actinopteri, Synbranchiformes, Synbranchidae. Gene Ontology annotation, molecular function: BH domain binding. The record is from RefSeq and is a predicted model, not a curated record. Gene Ontology annotation, biological process: extrinsic apoptotic signaling pathway in absence of ligand; release of cytochrome c from mitochondria; regulation of apoptotic process. The coding region runs from base 802 to 1443 and encodes 213 amino acids.